This is a messenger RNA of Cokeromyces recurvatus, 1920 nucleotides long. RefSeq lists its product as uncharacterized. The transcript is spliced from 11 exons. NCBI's taxonomy places the organism in Eukaryota, Fungi, Mucoromycota, Mucoromycetes, Mucorales, Mucoraceae. Gene Ontology annotation, molecular function: GTPase activity; GTP binding. The record is from RefSeq and is a predicted model, not a curated record. Bases 89 to 1825 code for a protein of 578 amino acids.
UUUAUAUUUAUAUAGAAGGAGAAUGCAUAAUUUUUUUUUUCCUUUUUUUUUGAUUUUUUAAAGAAAAAAAAAACAAAUAUAGAAUCAGAUGCCUUACACAUUUAUUCGAAAAGUAGCCUAUAGUGGAAAAAAGAAAAGACAGCAGUUAAAAGAAAAAAAUGCAAGGAAAUUAGAAAAAGCAAAUCUUAUGGAUACUAGUUCUUUUGAUUAUUUGGCAAAGAAUAAUAAAGAACUACCUUCUUUAUCCAAUAACUUUGUACCAGCAUCCUUAGAGCCAAGUGAAAACUCGGUUGAGACUCAUUUCAAUACUGAUAAUAAUGGCAGCAAAAGACUCGUUUCAGUAUUUGAAAAAUUAAGUAAACAACAAAUCGAAAAGGAAAAGUUAAAAAGUAUGCAACCUUUAAAUCGAUUACCUAAGGAUUGCCUCGAAAUAAAAGUAGAUGAGUUUGAUAGAUAUAUUGAUUUUCCUAAACGACCUGCUUGGAAUUAUGACAUGACAAAAGAAGAAAUUGACAAACAAGAACAAGACUACUUUAAUAACUGGCUGAAAGCUACAGAAGAAAAGUAUGAUGGAAAAGAACUAAGUUGGUUUGAACGUAACCUUGAAGUAUGGCGUCAACUAUGGCGAGUACUUGAAAUAAGUGAUGUUUUAAUUAUUAUCAUGGAUAUUCGAAAUCCUUUGUUGCAUUUUCCUCGUUCCUUAUAUGAAUAUAUCACCCACAUAUUAAAGAGACCCAUUAUUGGUAUAUUUAACAAAGUAGAUCUUGUCUCUGAAUUCACUGUAUUCUGUUGGAGAAAGUAUUUCGAAGAAAAGUAUCCAAAUUUACGAAUUACAACCUUUAGCUGCUAUCCUCGAGAUCCUAAACUAAUUAAUGACACAGCCAUAUAUGCUUUAAAAAAGCAAACUAAGCGACCUAAAAAACGUUACUAUCAUGCACAAGGUGUUCAAGAUAUGUUAUCUGUUUGUAAAGAUAUUGUUCAUAAAUCAGAAGUUGCAGUAGAUUGGAAAUCACUUAUAGAUUCUUACGAUGAAAAUAAUAUGGAUAAAAGUGAAGAGAGUAGUGACAGUGACACGGAUAGUAUGGAUGGUCUAGAUGAUGAGUUUGGUGCUAUCUUUGAUAUUACAGUUCGUGAAGUUCAUCCUCAUAAAAACUAUAUUACCUUGGGUUUGAUUGGACAACCUAAUGUUGGUAAAAGUAGUUUGAUCAACAGUAUAAUGAAGAAAACCGUAGUCAGCACGAGUCGUACUCCUGGUCAUACAAAGCAUUUUCAAACAAUUCAUAUCACUGAUCAUGUUAGACUUUGUGAUUCACCUGGUUUAGUUUUCCCAGCAUUCAUUCCUAAAUCUCUUCAAAUUCUGUCUGGUAUUUAUCCAAUUUCUCAGGUGCAAGAACCUUAUAGCUCUAUACGCUAUCUUGCGGAACAUAUUCCCUUGGAAAAAAUACUUUCACUUAUUCCUCCUGUCGAUUUGGAUGAAUUAGAAGAAUUUCAAUGGUCUGCAUGGUCUAUAUGUGAAGCCUUUGCCAUACAAAGAGGAUUUCAUAUUGCAAGAACAGCUGAUCCAGAUAUCUAUAGAGCUGCCAAUACUAUUUUACGCCUAACCACAGAAGGUAGAAUUCUUCUUUCUUUUAAACCACCCGGGUUCUUUUCAAGUACCAAAUAUGAAAGAUUAAGGGUAAAAGAAGCAGAUAUGAAGGAAAAAGAAGAGAGUGAGAAAGAGUUGAAGAAUUUUAAUUCAGAGGAUAUAGAAUAUAAUUCUGGAAAACAAGAUUUAUUAUUGAUUUCAAGAGGUGCUUUUGGUGCUUUACUAUCUGAUUCUGAAUGAUGACUGAAUUUAAAAAAAAAAAUCACCAUCUAUGUAUUACAUAACCUAACAUAAUAAAUACCCAUUUUUAUCGAUGGAUAUCUCUCUCCCUUUCU